AAUUUUAAUUUUACGAAUAAUUUAAGGACCGUGAUAUAAAUUGCACACGCAGGUUGAUAAUUUUAAAUAUAAUUAUUUUUGUGAUAUUAGGUUGAUAUAUCAUUCGGAAAUUGGGAUAAGUGUCCGACCGGAACCGGGCUGAUCUGUCGGCGAAUUUUAAUGUCAAAAGCAGACGACGACACGAUGCGUGUUGUUGUAAUACCGGGAAGUUCAGUAAAAUUAGAUACUGCAGUAUUUUUAUUUUUUGUUGUGCAAAUGCAAUAUUAAAGUGAAACACAGUCACUGGUGCCAACUGAACUUUUACAUUUACCGUUGUCCGACAUGUGGAUGGACGUGGGCAUAACUUUUUUUAUAAGCCAAAUAAUCCUAUUAUUGAUUCCGGCGGCGGAAGUGGUGGGCGAGUGGUCAUCAAAAAUACUCGACUUACCCGAUUCUCAUAUAACGCGAUACCUUAACACAUUCAAGGAUGAGGGAGAAAAGUGUCGAAACAGUGAAUCUUGUAUUUAUCAACAUAUUUUAGAAACUGGAUUGUGCUGGGGCUAUGAGGAAAAUUGCCCUGAUCAUUUGGGCUAUUCCAAUGCUCAUUGCCCUGGUGAUCACAAAGGUUGGGUCAGUUCCAAGUCCCAACAGCUGCAGACAUUCAUAAAUCAAGCAGAUUUUGGAUUUGUUAAACAGCAACUCCAAUCAAAAACAGUAAUGUGUAAGCCAAGAUUGGAUGGUGAAUCAUUUCUGGAAUGCAGCCAAUACCUCCAGUUUUGUAGAGGUUCCAAUUUGUAUAUUGAUUUUCGGGAUUUACCAUCUAGAAAAGAAUCCUUCAGAUAUAAAAUGGAUGUACUCAAGAAGGGACAGAUUGGGGGUAGAUGCAAGUUGAAUGAUUUCAAGCUCCAGUCAGAAGCUGUACAUCAAAGCCCAUUGCAAUCUUGGGCUCCAGAAAUUCAACACUUUCAAGAACUUCCGGACUUGGUAAACAAACAGUCGAAAAUCUGCGACGUUUUCAUCGACCGGCCAACUUUCAUAAUGAAAAUUGAUGCCACUGUCAACAUGUACCAUCACUUUUGCGAUUUCUUUAAUCUAUACGCGUCCUUACACUUAAACGGAACGCACCACGAAAUGUUUUCACGAGACGUCAACAUUCUAAUAUGGGAGACCUACAAUUACCAUUCAAAUUUUGGUAUUACAUGGUCGGUUUUCACCAAAAAUCCCCUUAUGAAUCUCAGAACAUUCCAAGGAAAACGAGUUUGUUUUCGCGAAGUUAUCUUUCCUCUACUGCCUCGGAUGAUCUUUGGACUUUACUACAAUACUCCUGUCGUCUGGGGUUGUCAAGAAUCCGGAUUAUUCCACGCAUUUUCAAAGUUCAUUUUGCAUCGGCUGAAAAUUCCGAAACGUACGGCAAUCGAUCUGGUUGAAUUACCCAGAAUCAAAAUUACGUUACUCUCUCGUAAUACUCAGUACCGAAGAAUUCUCAACGAAAAAGCACUGCUCGAUAAGCUCAGAUCGAGUCCCCGUCAAUACACAAUCCAAAGGGUGGAAUUCACUCAUGAAACGGAUUUCCGCCAACAGUUAAACAUAAUUCAGGAUACAGAUAUUUUCAUUGGAAUGCAUGGAGCUGGACUUACUCAUUUAUUGUUUCUUCCGGAUUGGGCCUCUGUGUUCGAAUUGUACAACUGUGGAGAUGAACAUUGCUACGCUGACCUUGCCCGUCUUCGCGGCGUUCACUAUCAGACUUGGACAAACCCUGAAAAAUUGAAGCCCCAAGACGAAGGCCACCAUCCGUCUGAUGGUGGACCGCAUGCCAAAUUUACCAACUACUCGUUCGAUACAGACGAGUUUCUUCGCAUAGUCGACUCAGCAGCUGACCAUGUUUCUCAACAUCCCACUUAUCGCCAUACGUUUGGUCACUUAAAUCAGCCCUCCAAAUCGUCAGACGAGCUUUGAUAACAUCACAUUUCUUUUAAAUCGAUUUUCAGUUGCAUUCUCUUUUAAUUAAUGAUGCUGAUUGUAUUAACAUCUUAUGUGAUACCGAAAAAAAAACAGAACAAAAAAGGUGACAAUAAAAUUGUGUUAAUUU
Molecule: messenger RNA, 2068 nt
Organism: Daphnia pulex (common water flea)
Lineage: Eukaryota; Metazoa; Arthropoda; Branchiopoda; Diplostraca; Daphniidae
Gene: Eogt
Product: EGF domain-specific O-linked N-acetylglucosamine transferase-like
Exons: 5
Coding region: 322-1935 (537 amino acids)
Cellular component (GO): endoplasmic reticulum lumen
Molecular function (GO): protein N-acetylglucosaminyltransferase activity
Source: RefSeq, a predicted model, not a curated record